Molecule: messenger RNA, 2353 nt
Organism: Ostrinia furnacalis (Asian corn borer)
Lineage: Eukaryota; Metazoa; Arthropoda; Insecta; Lepidoptera; Crambidae
Product: venom carboxylesterase-6
Exons: 5
Coding region: 60-1913 (617 amino acids)
Source: RefSeq, a predicted model, not a curated record
CGUGAGUCAGUUGACGUCUGCCGCCCGACCGAGGACCGCGUCGCGCGCAGGCGUACAAGAUGCUGAUAUUAAUACCGAUAACUUGUGUGUUUAUAACCUGUGUUGCCGCACAAACAGUGCAAGAUGGAUUGAAAGUGAACACUACAGAGGGGCCCGUCGUUGGUGUAAAAGCUACUGACGGUGACUACACAGCUUUUUACGGAAUCCCGUACGCUGGGUCCGUGUCUGGCGAAUUUCGGUAUAAAGCACCACGAAAACCUGAGCUUCGGAAUGCUGACUUCGAAGCGCGCGACGCCAACAUACUCUGUGCCCAGCCCACCAUCCACGGCCUGGCCGGGGUCGAAGACUGCCUCACGCUCAACAUCUUCACCAAAAACUUCACCACCCCCAAGCCGGUCCUAGUCUGGCUUGCUGGAGAAGACUAUUCCAACACCAACGACACACCUCGCUACUCCUUCAGAUCGCUUGUCGAAGCCGAUAUUGUAGUAGUAGCUAUCAAUUACAGGCUAUCCAUAUUCGGAUUCUUAUGCCUUGGGGUGGAAGAGGCUCCUGGUAAUGCUGGCUUGAAAGAUGUCGUCCGAGCGUUGGAAUGGAUUAAAGAUAAUGUGGUUGGUUUUGGCGGGAACCCGGCAAAUGUCAUGUUGUUUGGCCACGGAUCUGGAGCCGCCAUGGUAGACUUACUGACGCUCUCGACCCAGGCCCAAGGCUUGGUUCACAAAGCUGUAGCAAUCAGUGGGUCUGCGUUCUCCCCGUAUGCAGUUGCCUAUGACCCGAUUGGGUAUGCCAGGGCUUUAGGCGCCAAACUUGGUUACACUCACAAAAAGAACUCAGAACUAGCGAAGCACCUCCAAAAGGCCGCCAUAAAUGUCUUGGUAACUGAAAUUAACAAUUUCACAUUCACAAAUAACUCCGUGUUAUUUGCCCCAUGUGUGGAGAACACCCAGUUGGUGGGAUCAUUGCUGGUUGACGACCCUUCAAAUAUCAUCAAAGCAGGGAAACAUUUACAGAUACCGUUCAUAGCGGGUUACGUGGAUGUUGAAGGGACCAUACGCGCUGAACAAGCAGUCCAUGGUAACUGGUUGAAAAUGAUGUCAGAUGACUUCGUUCCUUUCCUCCCCGCAAAUUUGGCGUUCAAGGACAACACAACACAAAAAAAUGCAGCCAAAAAACUUCGUGAGUCUUACUUCGGCAGUAAAAAGGAACUGGACAAUGAAAACAUCAACGAUUUUUUGGCUUACGAAGGUGAUUCUUUAAUCACAAUUCCUGUAAUUAGGGGUGUGAGAGAGAGAGCUAAAGUGAAUUCGGAGGUUUGGAUGUUUGAGUUCAUAUACAAAGAUGUAAACUACGAUUGGCCUUACCCAACUAUUCGGUUGAAUGGUGUGCAGCAUGGUGCUGUACUCAGCUACAUUUUCGACUUAGAUACUAUUAAGCGACCCGACAAACCGAAGAAUGCUUUCACAAACCGCCUUGUUACAUUUGCAAAUACCGGACAACCAGAAGGGGAGAUUCUAUGGCCACCGUACACCAAUGAGGAUACCUGUUUGGCCAUAGGUGGAUACCGCGGCAGUUCAGAUCGCCUUGAAGAGUUCUUUGAGAACCCGGUCUCAAAACCCCAUGAUCAAUAUGUCAACUUUUGGGAAAAUUCUCUCAGUAAGUAUUACGCAAUAGCAUCAGCAGUAUCAUCAGAGGAUUCACGAACUACCACCAGUUCACCAGACAAGCAUACAGGAGAAGAGACCUCAAACCUAGGCCUCAUUUUAGGUUUGCUAGCCGCUUUUAUAAUACUCACUGGCGUUUCUAUUUUCGGGUGUAAACGCUACAAUGUCCUUGAUAAAAUCAGAUCGCAACCUAGGUUUUCAAGAGUGUUUUCAGCUAUCACGCAAAGAACAAGUAGAGAGCAAGAACCAAUGUAGAACUUGCGAAGGAGGCUGUAAAAUAAAGUCUAGUCUGGGAAGAUGUGAUCGCUAAAAGAUGUCAAAUUCAAAUUCAAAACGUUUAUUGUAUGUCACUGUAUCUCGUAUCUCAUUAGGGUAGAUAGUAAGUAAUGAAGCCAGCUCUGGUUUACAAAAUCAGUUCUUGGUUUUUCAACUGAAAAAAAAAUCCAGUUUUAAAAAUAUUUUAAAUUCCAGUUUGUCUUUAAUCCACCUUAAGUGGCCAACAUAGAUACAGUGGCCACUAAUGCCACUACCCUUUGUUUUUACCGUGUAGGGUACUUAUUGUUUAGUUCUUUGUUGUUAUUUAAUUAAUAUAACUGUCCUUUUUAAUGAGCGUACUAGCAGUGGUAAGUAUGUUGAUAGGUAGGCCUCUUACCUGUUUGAUUUACUACGUAAUACAAAGUGUGUUGUGAUUUUAA